This is a messenger RNA of Didymodactylos carnosus, 969 nucleotides long. The record is from the annotation of a GenBank genome assembly. Lineage: Eukaryota; Metazoa; Rotifera; Eurotatoria; Philodinida; Philodinidae.
AUGAGUGAAAUAUCCAGUGAAAAUGACGAAAAACAUCAUCAAGAAGAAGUGAAUAAAUUAAGUGCAUAUGUGAAUCGGAACGGUUGGCUUUCACCAGAACGUCGUGAACAAUUUAGUCAUUCAGAAGAAGCAAAAGCAUUUCACGAUUAUGGUUUUAUCUCAUCUAAUUUUCCACCAAAUGGAAUGCCAAAUAAUAAUUUGAAUUCUAACGCUAAUCCGUUACAAAUGAACACAAAUGACACAAUGCCAAAUGCGACCGUGCCAUAUUUUUCGCCACCAAAUGGUCAACACAAUAUGCUAUCUCAGCCGUUUAUGCGAUAUCCAAAUCCACCACCUAGAUCUCUUGUACGCAUACCUGGUCAGCCGGAUUAUAAUGGUCCAAAAACAUUGUUACCGCCGAACUUAGAGCCUAGUCGCAAUGUUCGAUUAACGUCGCCAGGUAAUCGCUCGUUUCGUUCCGUUCAGGGCAUGCCGUCUGCAAUGUCACCAUCAAUGCCAAUGGGACAAAAUCAGGUUGUGUCGGGACGAUGGAAUAUGACAAAUUCACCGGCUCCAUGUGCUCCAAUGACCAGUCCUCAGGAUUCAAAUGGAGGAGAAAUUCCCCCUUAUGCAAUGAGAUCUGGCGGUAUGGGUUCUGGUUUAUAUCAUGAGCCGCAUAUGUCGCAUAUGCAACCUGACUUAGCCCAUCACGGACAGAUAAACGGAGAAUAUGAUCAUAUAAAACAUUCUCAUUCUCCAAUGUCUGCAUCACAACAAUCAUCAAUGUCCAAUACUGGUCCCCCAUCCCAUCUUCCUCCGGAUAUACAAAACUUUCCUCCAUACAAUCAAGAAUCAGAUCAUAGUAGCGGUGAUACUGAAGCAAUACAAAAAUUAAAAGAAUCUAUACAGGAAGAAGUGAAGAAGUUUGAUAAAGGAUCACAACCAUUAUCGGCAAAUUCAGAUGAUUAUCAUUUUCAAGGAAUAGGAUAA